AUGGCUGACGUUCGACAUACUCAUGGAACAGACGUGCAUGUUUUGCGCGCAUGUCAUCACGCAGAUGGCGCCGACCUCGUUGCUGUAGGAGGCGAGCAUUCCGUUGAAGUCUUGUUGACCACCCCUACCUCAUCGAAAGUUAUUGCUAGCUUUCAUGUCGGUGCCCGUAUAACUGCCCUAGCGUGGUCACCGAGUACAAUCUCCCCGUCCAACUCGGCCGAAUGGUCAAUAGAGAUUGCAGCUGCUGGCGCACACUUUGGCCUGUUCCUGUUGACAAAAUCUUCGAUAGAAGACGAACACAUAUUUGCUUUUGGGGGUGGAUUGAGUGGCCACCACGGAAAGGUCAAUGACAUGACAUUUUGUGGUGGACAAAGCGAAGACAGUGUACGGUAUCUCGCUACUGUGUCUGACGACAAAAUGCUCCUUGUAUGGGACCUCAACCCGUCUAUAGACAUCGCCUCUCCUCCUUCCCCAGAUCCUGAUGAUUCCCUCGACGAGUCUGGCAGGCCACAACCCACAGCCUAUGUCGUAUCGUUUCCGUACCCACUCACCUCUGUGAACUCGCACCCCACAACGAGCAAGGAGUUGCUUGUAGCGGACUGCCGUGGCUCGAUCUAUAUGACGGAUUGGCGGACGGACCCGGAAGAGAAUGAGCAAGACAGCUGGCGGAACUCGAGCGUGAUAGAGCUUGUCGAGCCGCGGGCACUAGCGGAUGCAACGAUGGGCCUGGGAUCACGGUGGUCGGGGUCGGUUGGUUGGCGGAGAGAUUCCGCAGACAUAAUCGGUGCUACAUACGGCUCCAAAUUUGCAAUCUGGGACAUCGGCAGUUUGCAGGGUGGCAAGCCGAGCCUCUCGGGGAUGAGCUUCCCCGAGGGCGGACAUUUAUUUAGGUGGUGUCCGACAUAUCCCGAGUACUUUGCAAUCUCGAGCAGCUCGUCUGCGAACGGGGCUGUGAUUCACGUCCACAACACGGCAUAUGCGCAAGCGUCGCCGACGGUAUUUACGGUUGCGUCCCGUCCGCACGUGAAUUUUCUCGACGAUUCGGUGUCGUUCGAACACUUUCCGCACCCGUUUUUAUCUCAAACGCCCGUCGCUCGUCUCGCUCUCAUCUGCUUAGUCUUUGUCCCAUCCCUUUUGUCUCCCUCCUCCUCGACGUCUGCAACAAUGGUCAAAGAAACCAAAUACUACGAUUUGCUCGAGGUUUCACCAGAUGCGUCGGAAGCUGAUCUCAAGAAAGCCUACCGCAAGAAAGCACUCCGGCUGCACCCAGAUAAAGGUGGUGACCCAGAGCUCUUCAAGGAAGUCACCCAUGCAUAUGAGGUCUUGUCGGACUCGCAAAAACGAACUGUCUAUGAUGCUCGAGGAGAGGCCGGUCUGUCUGAAUCGGGCGGUAUGGGCGGUAUGGACCCCCAAGACUUGUUCAGCCAGCUAUUUGGUGGCGGCGGUUUCUUCGGUGGAGGUCCCUCGCGUGGCGGGGGCCCGCGCAAAACGAAAGACUUGGUACACCGAGUACACGUCACCCUUGAAGAUCUCUACAAGGGCAAGACAUCUAAGCUCGCUCUGACGCGGAAUGUUAUCUGCGGGAAGUGUAACGGCAAGGGCGGUAAAGACGGUGCAGUACAGACGUGUACGACAUGUCGCGGGCAGGGUGUCCGUGUCACACUGCGUCAAAUGGGGCCCAUGAUUCAGCAGAUUCAGCAGCCCUGUGACACAUGCAACGGUACUGGCGAAAUGAUUAAUGCCAAGGACCGCUGUAAGACAUGCAACGGCAAGAAGGUCAGCUCGGAGAAGAAGAUGCUCGAAGUACACAUAGACAAGGGCAUGAAAGGUGGCCAGACGAUCAACUUCCGUGGAGAGAGCGAUCAGGCACCAGGUGUUACGCCUGGAGACGUCGUUAUUGUUAUAGAGGAGAAGCCGCACGAGCGAUUCCGUCGUCAGGACAAUGACCUUAUUAUUGAUCAAGAAAUUGACUUGCUCACCGCGCUUGGUGGUGGCCAGUUUGCCAUUAAACACCUUGAUGACCGCGCGUUGAUUGUUAAGAUCAACCCAGGAGAAGUCAUCAAGCACGAUGAACUCAAAGUGAUUCCCGGUCAAGGCAUGCCCUCGCACCGGCACCACGAGCCUGGCGACCUCUUUGUGCACUUCACUGUCAAGUUCCCCGAAUCUAUAGAUCCCUCCCUCAUCUCCCAGCUUGAGCAAGUCCUCCCGCCUCGCGCGCCAAUCGAGAAAUUCCCGAAGUCGAUUUUGUUAGAGGAAGUGGAAGUUGAAGAGGCAGACACCCGGCAACGCGCACGCGCCAAUGGUGCCGAACCGAUGGACGAGGACGAGGGCGAGCCGCGGGUGCAGUGUGCGAACCAAUAA
Molecule: messenger RNA, 2361 nt
Organism: Fibroporia radiculosa
Lineage: Eukaryota; Fungi; Basidiomycota; Agaricomycetes; Polyporales; Fibroporiaceae
Exons: 12
Coding region: 1-2361 (786 amino acids)
Biological process (GO): response to heat; protein refolding
Cellular component (GO): cytoplasm; nucleus; cytosol
Molecular function (GO): Hsp70 protein binding; ATP binding
Source: RefSeq, a predicted model, not a curated record